This is a messenger RNA of Folsomia candida, 1596 nucleotides long. Its product is annotated as solute carrier family 43 member 3. The transcript has 9 exons. NCBI's taxonomy places the organism in Eukaryota, Metazoa, Arthropoda, Collembola, Entomobryomorpha, Isotomidae. Bases 64 to 1509 code for a protein of 481 amino acids. The record is from RefSeq and is a predicted model, not a curated record.
CGAACUGGUCCAGACCAGAAGAAGUGACAGAGUAAUAUUUGUUGUUAAGGAAAUCCUUGCAAAAUGAAAUUGUGGAUGAGAAUCGUCUUCAUUUUUAUCGGCUUUUUCGAAUCUCUGACCAUAACGGGCAUCAUAUUUGGAUGGCCCGCCUUACUCCACGUAUUUCAAAUUGAGGGGAUUUACUCACAUUUGUGCCUAGAAGAAGAUGCACAAAAUGGGAAUGGAACGGCACAAAUUGCGGCCAACACAUCCGUCACGACUGUUAUUCGAUGUGCAAAACAAGACAAUAUGUACGGCCUAUUGUACACAGUGAUGAUUGGCCUGUACGGAAUACCCUCAGCACUCAUCGGCUUCUCACUGGACUCUCUGGGGCUCAGAUUCACGCGAAUUUGUGGCAGCACAAUGAUGAUGGCUGGCUAUGCAUUCGUCGCUUAUGCCACGCAAGACACACCUUGGACGGUUUGGCCGGGAAUGUUGGCCAUAUCUCUUGGAUCCAACGCACUCCGAUUGUGCAGUCUUCAGUGCGGUAAUGCCUGGCCGGAGAAGCGGGCGACCAUCAUGUUUUGCUAUACAUCCGCCCACGCUGCGUCUACCCUUGUCUUUCUAAUGUUCCAGUACGCCAACGCUGCAGGAGUUUCGUUAUACUACACGGGUAUCUUUAUGACUGCCUUCUCCGGCCUCUCCUUCUUCGCAUCAUUCAUCCUGCCGAAAAUAAAAGUGGAAGAGAAUAAGGCUUCUCCACCAAAGGAUGACCCCGUGAAGGAUAUCGAUCUCCAAAUCUUACCUGUAUCCGAUACGGACAAGCAGGUUAAUUCCGAACCCGAGAAGCCGAAGGUUAUCCCGUUGUCCGAAUCUGUGAAAACGAUGUCAUUCGCAUUUCAUAACAUUUGGCUACUCAACAUUUACAUGACUCGGUUCUACAUUACCAGCUUCAACACGUGGGCUUGGAAAACUACCAGCGAUCCGAAUCAAAUCGCCUUUUACAACUCGUUUACUGGACUUUGCCUACUAAUCUCACCUUUCAUCUCGCCGGUCGGAGGAAUUAUUACGGAUUACUUGUUAAACAAGGCGAGUAAAAAGAGUGAUCCCGUGGAAAGAUUAGCUAGUACUUUUCAAGCGCCCAUAUUUAUUCUGACAACGACCACGUUUCUUAUGUUUGCUGUCUACGUGUGCAAGGUGUCAUACUCUUCGAACGCUGUUUACGCCUCGAUUGUCCUCAUUUCCAUCGUGCGACCGGUUUCUGUCGCAAGUUUGUAUUCAUAUGUUCGGAUAAGAUUUUACCCGGAGCAUUUUAAUCGUCUAACAGGGAUUGCAUUUACCAUCAUAUCCAUAGUCAGUCUCCUCCUGUAUCCGCAGUACUUGUGGCUAUUUUACGCGGACGAGUCAUACGCAUGGGCCAGCUACACAUUCUGCUUCCUCAUUCUCCUCACAUUCAGCAGUCCGGGCCAUUUAUUAAUUUCACGAUUUCCAAGACGAUUUGCGGCUCAAGAAAUUAAAAACAGAAAAUAAAAUAUAUAUGUGUCAUUUCUUGCAAGCACCAAUCUAAAUUCGCCAAUCAUAAAUAAAAUGCUGAACAAUAGCUCUAUAAAUCGUAAA